Nakaseomyces glabratus is the source of this 1365-nucleotide messenger RNA. It is a transcript of the gene ARP3, whose product is annotated as actin-related protein 3. Gene Ontology annotation, biological process: Arp2/3 complex-mediated actin nucleation. The record is from RefSeq and is a predicted model, not a curated record. Gene Ontology annotation, cellular component: Arp2/3 protein complex; actin cortical patch. Gene Ontology annotation, molecular function: actin filament binding. Lineage: Eukaryota; Fungi; Ascomycota; Saccharomycetes; Saccharomycetales; Saccharomycetaceae.
AUGUCCUACUUAAACAAUCCUGCUGUCGUUAUGGACAAUGGUACCGGUUUAACCAAACUUGGUUUUGCCGGUAAUGACUCUCCAUCGUGGGUUUUUCCAACAGCAAUUGCUACUGCACAAGCAUCCAACACCAAGAAAUCUACUGUUGUAAAUAAGAGUAGUGCCGGUGGUGCUGAUUCUUCAGGUAGUGGGUAUUUUGGAAAUUCUACCUCUGCUACUUCGUUCAACAGCGGCGAUAUGUCAUCAUUGCUGUUGUCCAACAACCUGGCUGGUAAGAGAGGCACUGAAGAUUUGGACUUCUACAUAGGUAAUGAAGCUUUAGCAGCAGCACAAGGUCAGUCAUACUCUUUGAGUUAUCCAAUUAGGCAUGGUCAAGUUGAAAAUUGGGAUCAUAUGGAAAGAUUUUGGGAAAAUUCCAUCUUCAAAUAUUUGAGAACUGAACCAGAAGAUCAUUUCUUCUUAUUGACAGAACCACCUCUAAAUCCACCUGAAAAUAGAGAGCAAGUUGCUGAAAUUUUCUUCGAAUCUUUUAAUUGUGCUGGUUUAUAUAUUGCUGUUCAAGCAGUUUUGGCUCUGGCAGCCUCAUGGACCUCCCCAAAAGUCACUGACCGUUCUUUGACCGGUACAGUUAUUGACUCUGGUGAUGGUGUAACGCACGUUAUUCCUGUUGCCGAGGGUUAUGUUAUUGGAUCUGCUAUUAAGAAUAUCCCAAUCGCUGGUAGAGAUAUUACUCUAUUCAUUCAACAACUAUUAAGAGAGCGUGGUGAACAAGAUACAUCACUAAAAACCGCAGAACGUAUCAAACAGGAAUACUGUUAUGUUUGUCCAGACAUAGUAAAGGAGUUCAACAAAUUUGAUAGAGAUGCUUCUAAGUUUGCCCAAUUUGUGGUGGAGAGCCAAGAGAAAACUAGGAAGAAGAUUGUUGAUGUUGGUUACGAAAGAUUUUUGGCUCCAGAAAUAUUUUUCAACCCUGAAAUUGCUUCUUCUGAUUUCCUCACCCCAUUACCAACUGUUGUUGAUGAGACUAUUCAAGCUUGUCCAAUAGAUGUCCGUAAAGGUUUAUAUAAUAACAUUGUUCUUUCGGGUGGUUCUACUAUGUUCAAAGAUUUUGGACGUCGUCUACAAAGGGAUAUGAAAUCAAUUGUGAAUAAUAGAAUAGCGCAAAGCGAAGCUCUAAGUGGCACUAAAUCUACAGGUGUGGAUGUUCAAGUUAUUUCACAUAGAAAGCAGAGAAAUGCUGUGUGGUUUGGUGGUUCCCUUUUGGCUCAAACAGCAGAAUUCAAGAGUUAUUGCCACACGAAGAAGGACUAUGAUGAAUAUGGACCUGAAAUUGUUAGAAACUUUAGUUUGUUCAACAUGGUAUGA